Messenger RNA from Dothidotthia symphoricarpi CBS 119687, 768 nucleotides. RefSeq lists its product as uncharacterized. Gene Ontology annotation, cellular component: mitochondrial inner membrane. The record is from RefSeq and is a predicted model, not a curated record. Bases 1 to 768 code for a protein of 255 amino acids. NCBI's taxonomy places the organism in Eukaryota, Fungi, Ascomycota, Dothideomycetes, Pleosporales, Dothidotthiaceae. The transcript has 4 exons. Gene Ontology annotation, biological process: mitochondrial respiratory chain complex IV assembly.
AUGAAGGUCCUAACCAAGGAAGAAGAGCAGGCACAUUACAAUGCCACCAUCAAGGGCGGAGCAAUCGGUGGUGUUAUCGGCACAUCAAUCGGCGCCCUAGGCGUUGUGGCGGCGAGCAGAAGAUUCCACUCUUUUAGAGCACUCACAAUCCCGUUCCGAGCUUUCCUCGUCGCCUCGACAGGAACAUUCGUCUCCGUCAUUGCCGCCGAUCGCGCCUCAGCCGCCUACGACAUCGAGCACACUCCCGAAAAGAAAGCGCAAGUCGAGCGCGAACGCGACCGCGAAGCUCUCCGCGAGGCCAACAAAUCCGCUUUCCAACGUACCAAAGAAUGGGCCGCGGGAAAUCGAUACCCUCUACUCUUCGGCUUUUGGGUUGCCUCCAUGGCCGGGUCGUGGGUGUUGGUUAACCGCAAUCCAUACCUGAGCGGCAGCCAGAAGCUAGUGCAAGCGCGUAUGUAUGCGCAGGGCGGAACACUGGCGGCUCUACUUACCAGCUUUGCGCUUGAGGGCGCGGAUGCGGCGAAUGGGGAGGGACGCUGGGAAACGAUCAAGGUGUUGGAUCCUAAUGACCCCGAGCAUAAGCAUUUGAUCGAGAAGAAAAUUCAUCACGAGAGAUAUGCUGGGGAGGAUCAAUGGAGAGAAAUGGUUGAGGCCGAAGAAGAGCGCAUUAAGGAGCGCGACGCUAAGGUUAAGGCGAAGAUGGAAGAGUCCAAGCCUGCGAAGUCUGCAAAGCCUGCAAAGCCCGCGAAAAAGGAGGCUGAAUCGUAA